Messenger RNA from Fulvia fulva, 405 nucleotides. RefSeq lists its product as uncharacterized. Lineage: Eukaryota; Fungi; Ascomycota; Dothideomycetes; Mycosphaerellales; Mycosphaerellaceae. The transcript has a single exon. The record is from RefSeq and is a predicted model, not a curated record. The coding region runs from base 1 to 405 and encodes 134 amino acids.
AUGCCGGCAUCGACUCUCAACGAGAGGCAGAUGCGUCUUAUGGCGCAAGUCUGGCAAUGCACCAAGACCGACCCGAUCAUCGACUUCUCAAAACUCGCCAAGCUUGGUGGAUACUCCACUCCAAAGUCAGCGCAGGAUCAAUGGAACAAGAUCAAGAGCAAGAUCAAGGCCGCCGCAACGAAUGACGAUCCGCAGACCCCAAAGGUUCAGGCGUCACCCUUGCCAGAGAGUCCGUCCUCUUCAUCUGCAGCCUCUCUCGGCAACAAGCGCAGCAGUCCGGAUGAUGCUAAUACGCUACUCGCCGCAAAGCGGCGGAAGAGGGUCACCAAGAAAGCAGUAAAGUACAAAAUGUCAUCUGAAUCUUCUUGCGAAGAAACGGACGAGGCUCCAUUAGAUAACGGAUAG